AUGUCUAAUUGGAAUCGAGUGAAGGUUUUGGGUAAAGGUUCUCAUGGCACAGUGUUCUUACCAGUGCCAACUAGUGCACCUCUUGAUUUUGUUGCUCUUAAAGACUCUCUUGAUACUGUUACUUACAACCUUGCAUUGGAGUAUGCUGCCGAAGGUAGUUUAAUAGACUUGAUUAGGCGACGGGAGAAAUUGCCAGAGGUUGAGGUCAAAGAGUAUCUCAGAAUGAUUUUAAGAGGUCUUUGUUGUAUUCAUGAGCGAGGGUAUGUACAUGGUGAUAUCAAACCAGAUAACAUUCUUGUGUUUUCUGAUGAUACUGGCAAGGUGAAAUUGAAGAUAGCUAACUUUGGGCUUUCCAAGAAAUACGAUGAGUUUGAGGAAGUGGUGAUAUCCACCAAUGCCAAACCAAGAUUUAGAGGAACACCAAAAUAUAUGUCACCAGAAUCCAUUCUUUUCGGUAAGAUCAACACUUCACUUGAUAUCUGGUCUUUGGGUUGUGUUUUAAUUGAAAUGAUUUCUGGAAAGCCAGUGUGGAGUGAUUGUAAAACUCUGGGACAACUAAUGAAAAAGAUUGUGAAUCAAAUGGAUCUACCAGCAGACAUUCCAGAAGAAUUAUCUAGAAAAGGAAGAGAUUUUCUUUCAAAAUGUAUCGAUCAAAAGUCUGAACAAAGAUGGACGGCUAAUAUGCUACUCAAACAUCCUUAUCUUAAAGAAGAAUAUAAAGUUGAUGAGUUGUUCUCGACUCAAAGUUUACCUGAUUUAUCAGAUAUAGAAUGGUUUGAAGAAAGAGGAUUUUUAUAG
Molecule: messenger RNA, 798 nt
Organism: Benincasa hispida (wax gourd)
Lineage: Eukaryota; Viridiplantae; Streptophyta; Magnoliopsida; Cucurbitales; Cucurbitaceae
Source: RefSeq, a predicted model, not a curated record